AUGUCGAAUGUUUGUGACUCCCAUUUAGGCGCGCAUGGAGCGUACGGUAAGACCAUGUAUUAUCUCUGGCUGAGGGCUAAUGACAAUGCUAAAGGCGUUUCAACUAUUCCUGAUUUUGCAAGAUUUUGUAAAAACACAAAGUUUGAUCACCGUGCAUUUAAUCCUGAGUGGCGAUGUGAACCCAAGCCCUGCAAAGGUAACCCAACAUGGAACUUGGGAAAUGAAAUGCGGCUUGGUAAAGAAGCUGGUCAAGAUGUGUAG
This is a messenger RNA of Porites lobata, 261 nucleotides long. Lineage: Eukaryota; Metazoa; Cnidaria; Anthozoa; Scleractinia; Poritidae. The record is from the annotation of a GenBank genome assembly.